ACAGACCUCCUCCUCCCCGGGAAGAACCAUCCAGAACCCGCAGAGUACACACUCCUCUGCUGGAACCUUCCACGACCCCACGGUGCAACCUUAACCGCGGGAGGAGCCCUGUCACCGGGCUUAUCAUAGCAUAUGCGGUGUAACCCCGGAGGAGACAGCUUGCUCUGGGCUGCAGCUGAAGCCGAGCGAGUUUACAGAAGACCCGGGGAAGUUUGGAGGCUAACGGGCUAAGCUAAUCUUAAGCUAACGUUAAACUAAAGCUACAGCGGAGAGUCUUCGUGUCAGAACCCGAGGAGGUGACAGGAAAGCGGGUUAGACUUUGGAAAGACUGUGCUCUGUGCUAACAGGCUAAGCUAAAGCUAUUACAGUCAUUCCAGAUAAGAAUAAUUUGGGUAAACAUCGAACAUUUUAUUUGGACACCUUUCUCUGGGACUGGAGAGUUACCGGGCUUUCCCAAAACUACAGCGGGGAUUCUGGAGCUGACCACUGGUGGAGGGUGCGUCUGACUGGGGCUGACUUCAGAGGAAUGUCCGUUAUUUGUUGGUGUUAAGACCCACCCGAGUGACCCUCACCCCGUGUGACCCUCAUCCCCGUGUCUGUCCCCGAGAGUCCGGCUGUACCGGGAGCAUGUUCGGCUGUAUCGUAGCGGGCCGGCUCGUUCAGACGGACCCUGUGCCAGUGGCCUCGGAUAAGUUCGUGUUUAAUUUACCGGACUUUGAGCAGGUGAACCACGUGGUGGUGUUCAUGCUGGGCACGAUGCCAUUUCCCGCUGGCAUGGGCGGGGCGGUGUACUUCUCUUUCCCGGACCCUGCAAGCGGUGGAGCGGUGUGGCAGCUGCUCGGCUUUAUCACCAACGACAAGCCCAGCGCCAUCUUCAAGAUCUCCGGCCUCAAACCCGGGGAGGGAGGGACGCACCCUUUCGGCUUCAUGGCGCCGACCGCCUCCGCCACCGUGGCCCAGGUGGGUGUGUCGGUGGAGCCCUUGGACCAGCUCGCUCAGCAGAGUCCUGUCUCCUCCGCAGCUGUCUCCUCUGUGGACUCCUUCCUCCAGUUCACACAGAAGAUGUUGGACAGUUUGUACAACUUUGCAGCGUCGUUUGCGGUGACACAGGCCCAGAUGACCCCUAACCCCUUGGAGAGCUUCGUCCCCUCUAGCUGCCUCCUGCGCUGGUACGAGAACUUCCAGAGACGCCUGGCACAGAAUCCAAACUUUUGGAAGAACUGAACCAGAGCUUGGACCAAAGACCAGAAUGUGCCUGCACUGGAGAAUGCUGUAAAAAUGACUUGAAUGGAUAUAUGCAUCAUGCUGGUGGAGGGGGGGUGUUCGGAAUGUAUGUGUAUGGAAGAAUGUUCAUCAGUUACCAUGGUGACACAAUGCAUACAUUUGCAAACGCAGCCUAAAAGUUUUAAGUCUGAAAACUCAAGAAAAAAUACAAAAUGAAUUUAAAUAACACAUUUUCCUUAGCGUUUUAUCAAUUGUUCAUGGUCCAUUUUAGGUGUUUGAUUUUCAACAAAAAGUUGAGAGUGACUAACAGAAGGUGUAAUGCAAAGUAUCAGUAGUAAAUAUUCAACACGAUUUAUUAUUGGUUAAUUUCUGUAGCUGCAGAAGUGUUGUUGCUCACACCACCAACUGAUGAGAAUAUAUGAACAAUGCACUAUGGCUGGGUAAUGUUACAAAACCAGCUUUCUAUAUUGCCGGUAAACAAAACGAUACAGACUUUUAAUGAGUGCCAAAAAUAGUCUAAUUUCUUCCUCCUUUGACUUCUGACUGUCCAAUCCAUCAUCUUUUCCUGGCAGGACUCGCUGUUCACAUCCGCAUAAAAACACCCAGUCUUUAAAAUUCCAUUUGUCCAAUUAUCCAGCCCUUUAUUAGAUUUGAAUGCUCAGUGGUUAAUAGUUAUUUGCGUAUUUGAUUUAAAGACAGCUGUGACUGGAUUUGAAUAAUUAAAAAAGAAAUAUAUUUUUGCAUUAUCCAAAGAUGCAAUUUGUGAUAUUUAUUUUGUGUUAAUUCUCUUACACAAUUGGCCAAUGAUGUAUUUUAAAAAGACAGAUUUGUUCAGCUCUAAAAUAAUGAAAUGAAAAACAAAAGAAAAAUCUAUCUAUCUAAAUAUUUUCAGUUCUUGUGAUGGUUCUAGUGCUGUUUUCAUGGCUCGUUGGACUUCAGUGUGGAGCUUGCAGAGGGUCAGAACAUAGACAGUGAACUUAAACCUAAUACACAACCAGAUGCCAAACUCCAGUGUGGGGCAUUUGAACACGUCUGGACUCAAAAUCACAUCAAACUUUUAGGAGGACUGUAACCUGGAUUUACCUGAUGUGAUGUCAGUGAGUUGUUGGACAUUUGCUUGGUGACUUUCCUUAUCAUGUUGGCACUUGUUUGAAAUGCUGCGCUUUGAAGGAUUAUUACACUGAUAUGUAAAAUAAAAGAAAACAUGAUUUAUAAA
This is a messenger RNA of Boleophthalmus pectinirostris (great blue-spotted mudskipper), 2440 nucleotides long. RefSeq names its product heat shock protein nuclear import factor hikeshi (gene hikeshi). NCBI's taxonomy places the organism in Eukaryota, Metazoa, Chordata, Actinopteri, Gobiiformes, Gobiidae. Gene Ontology annotation, molecular function: nuclear import signal receptor activity; Hsp70 protein binding. The transcript has 2 exons. Gene Ontology annotation, cellular component: cytosol; nucleus. The coding region runs from base 628 to 1224 and encodes 198 amino acids. The record is from RefSeq and is a predicted model, not a curated record. Gene Ontology annotation, biological process: protein import into nucleus.